AUGAGUAGAGCUAGUAAAAUUACACUAGGCUUGUCGUGCCUAGCCACUGCUGCUACCGUAGUGGGUGUCCAUUACGUGCAAGAAUUGGAAAGAGACACUUUACAUCAAGGUCCAAUCAAGGAUGCAAAACGAAUAGCCGAUAGAAAGGCUGGCGUUUUGGACCCCGAGAAACAGAGAAAAUUGAUGUUCAAUAAAUCCGAGCACGAAAUGCAGCAAGAACUUCGUAAAAAAUACGAAUCGAUGCAACCGUUGUCUGGCGAAGUAUUGACUUCUGGCGGGAAAGAAGUAAAGUAG
Molecule: messenger RNA, 294 nt
Organism: Lachancea lanzarotensis
Lineage: Eukaryota; Fungi; Ascomycota; Saccharomycetes; Saccharomycetales; Saccharomycetaceae
Gene: PET117
Product: LALA0S01e02190g1_1
Exons: 1
Coding region: 1-294 (97 amino acids)
Biological process (GO): mitochondrial respiratory chain complex IV assembly
Cellular component (GO): mitochondrion
Source: RefSeq, a predicted model, not a curated record